Molecule: messenger RNA, 1062 nt
Organism: Trichoderma virens Gv29-8
Lineage: Eukaryota; Fungi; Ascomycota; Sordariomycetes; Hypocreales; Hypocreaceae
Exons: 3
Coding region: 1-1062 (353 amino acids)
Molecular function (GO): oxidoreductase activity
Source: RefSeq, a predicted model, not a curated record
AUGGGCUCCAUCUCAACCCCCAAGACUGUUAAGCAAUGGAAUGUUGUCGAAUACAAUAACUUUGAGGGACUCAAGUUCUCUGAGCAACCCCUGCCUGAAGUUGGUGACAGCCAGGUUUUGGUGAAGCUCGAGGCCGCAUCUCUCAACUACCGCGAUCUCCUCAUCGCCAAGGGCGAAUACAGCUUCGGUAUUGCCCCGAACGUCAUCCCCGGGUCUGAUGGUGCUGGCACAGUCGUCUCUGUUGGCAAGCACGUCACCCGCUUCCAGCCCGGUGACAAGGUCGUCACGCUCUUCAACCAGGCUCACUUUGGCGGAGAUUUGAACCCCAAGAUCGUCGCCACUGGAACUGGAGGCAUUCUCGAUGGCACUCUCCGCACCUACGGCGCCUUCAACGAGAACGCUCUUGUGCGCAGCCCCUCCCACUUGACCCCUAUUGAGGCCGCCACUCUUCCCUGCGCUGGUCUGACUGCUUGGAACACUCUGUUCGGUACUGUCGACCACGCUCUCAAGGCCGGCCAAUGGAUUCUCGUCCAGGGUACUGGAGGUGUCAGCAUCUUCGCCCUGCAGUUUGCAAAGGCUGCCGGUGCCAAGGUCAUUGCUACUACCGGCUCUCCUGAGAAGGUGGAACGGCUCAAGAAGCUUGGUGCCGACUACGUUCUCAACUACAAUGAGGACCCCAACUGGGGCGAGACGGCCAAGAAGCUGACUGGCGGCCGUGGUGUCGACCACGUUGUGCAGGUUGCCGGCGCAAAGGAAAUGGAGCAGAGCAUUGCGGCCGUCAAGAUGUCCGGUGCCAUUGACAUCAUCGGCUUCGUUGCUGGACGCACGCACGAGGACGAACCUACCUUCAUUCGAUGCUUGGCCAACUUGUUCACUGCUCGUGGUGUCCUUGUGGGCAGCCGCGUACAGAUGGAGGAGAUGAUUGAGGCCAUUGAGGCGCACCCUGAGGCGCUGAGGCCGGUGGUUGAUGAGAAGGUGUUUAAGCUGGAGCAGCUGAAGGAGGCCUUUGAGUACCAGUGGUCGGGCAAGCACUUUUCCAAGGUUGCUAUUGAGAUUAACUAG